This is a messenger RNA of Gorilla gorilla gorilla (western lowland gorilla), 927 nucleotides long. RefSeq names its product DNA-directed RNA polymerase II subunit RPB1-like. Lineage: Eukaryota; Metazoa; Chordata; Mammalia; Primates; Hominidae. The annotation marks the transcript as partial. The record is from RefSeq and is a predicted model, not a curated record. The transcript has a single exon.
AUCGGUGUCCCUUCAUUGCCCUCUGGUGUCUCCUCCUCGCCCUCUGGAGUCCCAUCAUCACCAUCUGGCAUCCCUUCACUUCCCUCUGGUGUCCCUUCACCACCCUCUGGUGUCCCCUUACUGCCCUGUAGUGUCCACUCAUUACUCUGUGGUGUCCCCUCACUGCCCUCUGGUGCCCCCUCAUCACCCUCUGGUGUCCCUUCAUCACCCUCUUGUGUCCCCUCACUUCCCUCUGGUGUCCCCUCACCACCCUCUGAUGUCCCCUCAUUACUCUCUGGUGUCACCUCAAUACUCACCAGUGUCCCCUCACUGCCCUCUGGUGUCCCCUCAUUACUCCCUGGUGUCCCCUCACCACCCUCUGGUGUCCCCUCAAUACUCCCUGGUGUCCCUUCACCGCCCUCUGGUGUCCCCUACUCUCUGGUGUCCCCUCAAUACUCUCUGGUGUCUCAAUACUCUCUGGUGUCCCCUCAUUACUCUCUGGUGUCCCCUCACCGCCCUCUGGUGUCCCCUCAAUACUCUUUGGUGUCCCAUUACUCUCUGGUGUCCCCUCACCGCCCUCUGGUGUCUCAAUACUCUCUGGUGUCCCCUCACUGCCUUCUGAUGUCCCCUCACCGCCUUCUGAUGUCCCCUCAUUACUCUCUGGUGUCCCCUCACCGCCUUCUGAUGUCCCCUCAUUACUCUCUGGUGUCCCCUCACCGCCUUCUGAUGUCCCCUCACCACCUUCUGAUGUCCCCUCAUUACUCUCUGAUGUCCCCUCACCACCUUCUGAUGUCCCCUCAUUACUCUCUGAUGUCCCCUCACCACCUUCUGAUGUCCCCUCAUUACUCUCUGAUGUCCCCUCAUUACUCUCUGGUGUCCCCUCACCACCUUCUGAUGUCCCAUUACUCUGAUGUCCCCUCACCACCUUCUGAUGUCCCAUUACUCUGA